AAUAAAGGGGAGCGCCGGGGCUGCGGCAGGAGGAGCGCGGCGGGGCGGCGUCGGCACGGCCUCGGUCCCUGUGGCUGGCGGCGCCCGCGGGGCCGCGGCCUGGAGAGGAUUCAAGAUGACCAACGAAGAACCUCUUCCAAAAAAGGUUCGACUCAGUGAAACAGGCUUCAAAGUUAUGGCACGAGAUGAGUUAAUUCUAAGAUGGAAACAAUAUGAAGCUUAUGUUCAAGCUUUGGAGGGCAAGUACACAGAUCUUAACUCAAAUGAUGUAACAGGCUUAAGGGAGUCUGAAGAAAAACUAAAGCAACAGCAGCAGGAGUCUGCACGCAGGGAAAACAUCCUUGUAAUGCGACUAGCGACCAAGGAACAAGAGAUGCAAGAGUGUACUACUCAAAUUCAGUACCUCAAGCAAGUCCAGCAGCCGAGUGUCGCCCAGCUGAGAUCAACAAUGGUAGACCCAGCGAUCAACUUGUUUUUCCUAAAAAUGAAAGGCGAACUGGAACAGACUAAAGACAAACUGGAACAAGCCCAAAAUGAACUGAGUGCCUGGAAGUUUACGCCUGAUAGCCAAACAGGCAAAAAGUUAAUGGCGAAGUGUCGAAUGCUUAUCCAGGAAAACCAAGAGCUUGGAAGGCAACUGUCCCAGGGUCGUAUUGCACAGCUUGAAGCAGAGUUGGCUUUACAGAAGAAAUAUAGUGAGGAACUUAAAAGCAGUCAGGAUGAACUGAAUGACUUCAUCAUUCAACUUGACGAAGAAGUAGAAGGUAUGCAGAGUACCAUUCUAGUUCUUCAGCAGCAACUGAAGGAGACAGGCCAGCAGUUGGCCCAGUACCAGCAGCAGCAGUCUCAAACCUCAGCCCCAAGUACCAGCAGGGCUACAUCUUCUGAACCUGUAGAACAGGCAGAGACCACAAGUAAAGACUGCAGUCGUCUGGCAAAUGGACCAAGCAAUGGCAGCUCCUCCCGUCAGAGGACGUCUGGGUCUGGAUUUCACAGGGAGGGGAACACAGCAGAGGAUGACUUUCCUUCUUCUCCAGGGAACAGUAAUAAGACCUCCAACAGCUCAGAGGAGAGAACUGGCAGAGGAGGUAGUAGUUAUGUAAACCAACUCAGUGUGGGGUAUGAAAGUGUAGACUCUCCCACAGGCAGUGAAAAUUCUCUCACACACCAUUCAAAUGACACAGACUCCAAUCAUGACCCUCAAGAGGAGAAAGCAGUGAGUGGGAAAGGUAACCGAACUGUGGGUUCCCGCCACGUCCAGAAUGGCUUGGACUCAAGUGUAAAUGUGCAGGGUUCAGUUUUGUAAUAUUUUUCCAGCAAAUUUUUAUACAGUGUCAUUUAAUUUGGGAGAGGAUACUGUCCAGAAAAUUGAUGCAUACUUUGUCACAACUUGCCUUUUUAUGGGUGUGUUUUUGUUUUUUUUGAUCCCCCCCCUUUUUUUUUUCUUGCUUCAAUACCUCUGCCACUUUGGAAAUUGUAACAGUUAAUUACUUUGAAUGUUGCUAAAAGGACAUUUUGUGUAGGGUCAAGUUAUUUUUAUAUGAGUUAAUGUGAAGUUGUAAAUGGAAAUCUUAAAGUAUAACACAAUGAUGUCUGUAUAAAUCUGUGUCUCUAGAACCCAUGCUGUGUAAGGGCAUUCUUCCUCAUGCUGUUAUAUACUUCUGCACCAUUCAAACUUGUUAGAGUAGAUGUGGGUUUAUGACUGCCAAGUUUGCCCAGUACCGUAGAUUUUAUCACUAAAAGUUGAACUUGUUGAUGGAAUCCUAUAGUAGUUUCAGUGUUAGAUACAGUUUUUUCCACCAUACAUCUGUGCAUUUUCUCUUUAGGUGACUGAAUGUUUAAGAUAUUUGUGUGCAUAGUUAACUCAAUUUUUAUGAACUGUUGUAUCCUGUUAAUGCAUAUUGCUCUGUGACUCCAGUAUAUCUUACCUGUACUGACCAAACCUAAAUAA
Sciurus carolinensis (gray squirrel) is the source of this 1951-nucleotide messenger RNA. Its product is annotated as pre-mRNA-splicing regulator WTAP-like. Gene Ontology annotation, biological process: regulation of alternative mRNA splicing, via spliceosome. Bases 116 to 1306 code for a protein of 396 amino acids. NCBI's taxonomy places the organism in Eukaryota, Metazoa, Chordata, Mammalia, Rodentia, Sciuridae. The transcript has 2 exons. Gene Ontology annotation, cellular component: nucleus. The record is from RefSeq and is a predicted model, not a curated record.